Messenger RNA from Nothoprocta perdicaria, 3607 nucleotides. It is a transcript of the gene TRIM37, whose product is annotated as tripartite motif containing 37. The transcript has 25 exons. Gene Ontology annotation, molecular function: tumor necrosis factor receptor binding; ubiquitin protein ligase activity; zinc ion binding. Bases 1 to 2949 code for a protein of 982 amino acids. The record is from RefSeq and is a predicted model, not a curated record. Gene Ontology annotation, cellular component: peroxisome; aggresome. NCBI's taxonomy places the organism in Eukaryota, Metazoa, Chordata, Aves, Tinamiformes, Tinamidae. Gene Ontology annotation, biological process: protein autoubiquitination; negative regulation of centriole replication.
AUGGACGAGCAGAGCGUGGAGAGCAUUGCUGAAGUAUUCCGAUGUUUUAUUUGUAUGGAGAAAUUGCGUGAUGCACGCCURUGUCCCCAUUGCUCCAAGCUGUGCUGUUUCAGUUGUAUUCGGCGUUGGUUGACCGAACAAAGAGCUCAGUGCCCUCACUGUAGAGCCCCGCUGCAGCUGCGAGAGCUGGUCAACUGCCGCUGGGCAGAAGAGGUCACGCAACAACUUGAUACACUUCAACUGUGCAAUCUCACCAAGCAUGAAGAAAACGAAAAAGACAAGUGUGAAAACCAUCAUGAAAAACUUAGUGUCUUCUGUUGGACCUGUAAGAAGUGUAUCUGCCACCAGUGUGCACUCUGGGGAGGAAUGCAUGGAGGACAUACCUUUAAGCCACUGGCAGAAAUCUAUGAGCAGCAUGUCACAAAAGUAAAUGAAGAAGUGGCAAAGCUUAGGAGAAGACUCAUGGAACUGAUCAGUUUAGUACAAGAAGUGGAGAGGAACGUGGAGGCGGUGCGCAGCGCAAAGGAUGAGCGAGUCCGCGAAAUCAGAAACGCCGUGGAGAUGAUGAUUGCCCGCCUGGACACUCAGCUGAAGAAUAAACUUAUAACAUUAAUGGGUCAAAAGACAUCACUUACCCAAGAAACUGAACUUCUGGAAUCCCUGCUCCAGGAAGUAGAACAUCAGUUGCGGUCAUGCAGUAAGAGUGAGCUGAUAUCCAAAAGCUCAGAGAUCCUGAUGAUGUUCCAGCAGGUUCAUCGGAAACCCAUGGCCUCAUUUGUCACUACUCCAGUUCCGCCAGACUUCACAAGUGAAUUAGUUCCAGCCUAUGACUCAACUACCUUCGUCCUGGAAAAUUUUAGCACGUUGCGUCAGCGAGCGGAUCCUGUUUAUAGUCCACCUCUCCAAGUGUCAGGACUUUGCUGGAGAUUAAAAGUUUACCCGGAUGGAAAUGGAGUGGUGCGGGGCUACUACCUGUCUGUGUUCUUAGAGCUGUCUGCUGGAUUGCCAGAGACAUCCAAGUACGAAUACCGUGUAGAAAUGGUUCAUCAGUCUACCAAUGAUCCAGCUAAAAACAUAAUUCGAGAGUUUGCCUCUGAUUUUGAAGUUGGAGAAUGCUGGGGCUACAACAGGUUCUUUCGCCUAGACUUGCUAGCCAACGAAGGCUAUUUAAACAGACAGAAUGACACUGUGAUUCUAAGGUUCCAAGUGCGCUCACCGACCUUCUUCCAAAAGUGUCGUGACCAACACUGGUACAUUGCUCAGUUGGAAGCAGCUCAGACAAGUUAUAUCCAACAAAUAAAUAACCUUAAAGAGAGGCUGGCAAUUGAACUUUCCCGGACGCAGAAGUCACGAGGCAUCUCACCUCCAGACACUCAUCUCAGCCCCCAGAAUGAUGACGCUUCAGAAACAAGAUCGAAGAAGUCUGGACAAAGUGCUGAGGUGCUGCUUGAGAAUGUUGCCACUCCAGGAGUGCGCGAUAGCAAGGAAGAUGAUGAGGAGAAAAUCCAGAAUGAAGACUUUAAUCAUGAACUCUCUGACGGUGACUUGGAUGUAGAUCUCGCUGGAGAAGAUGAAGUAAACCACCUUGAUGGUAGCAGCUCUUCAGCCAGUUCAACAGCGACUAGUAACACUGAAGAAAAUGAUAUUGAUGAAGAAACCAUGUCUGGAGAAAAUGAUGUUGAAUAUAGCAAUAACAUGGAGUUGGAAGAAGGAGAUCUCAUGGAAGAUGCUGCUGCAGCGGCGGCUGCCGCUACUCCUGGAGCAUCAGGUACCAGCCAUGGCUACGCCAGCGCGAGUGGCAGAUCUUCCAGGCGGGGAGGAAGUAGCCUGGGCUCGGCAGCCGGCAGCAGCUUAUUAGAUAUAGAUCCCUUAAUUUUAAUCCACUUGUUGGAUUUAAAAGACCGAAAUGGUAUGGAAAACUUUUGGGGCCUUCAGCCACGUCCACCUGCUUCUCUUCUGCAGAGCAGAGCAACAUCCUAUUCCCUGAAAGACCGAGAUCAGCGGAGACACCAGGCAAUGUGGCGCGUGCCCCCUGACUUGAAGAUGCUGAAGAGACUGAAAACUCAGAUGGCCGAAGUCCGAAGCAAAAUGUCUGAUGUAAAAAACCAACUGUCAGAAGUAAGAAGCAGCAAUGCUGGCACGUGUGAUGGACAACCUGGCUUCUUCUCUGUUGAGCAGGGUGCUUUAGCUGCGUGUGGAGCAGAAAGCUGCAGCAAGUUACAAGAAAUAGGAAUGGAACUACUGACAAAGUCUUCAGUUACGAGUUGUUACAUAAGGAAUUCUGCAAGUAAGAAAAGUAAUUCCCCCAAGCCCCUUCGGCCUGGAGCGGCGGGUAGCCUGUCUCUGCGAAGAGCCAUGGACUGCACGGACGGUGGCCUCCAUUCCAAGGGAGAUGCUCAAGCUGCUGAAGGGAGCUCCAAGGCGAGCGGCAGGCACAGCUCUGCCCGGGCCCUGAGCAGCGGCUGCGCGUCCGAGGCGCUGCCCAAGCUCGAGGAAAGACCGGGUGAAGGUUCCGAUUCCGACGUGGGAGUUUCUGGCUUAAAUGGCUUGGCUGCUGCAGAGAAGACCAGGAAAGUUGGAGCUCUAGGAUGCAGUUCCAAGGGGUGCCGUUCGGACGGAACGCAGGCAGCCAACUUGGAGAACGGCUCCGAAGCGGGUGAGGUGCAGGCCRUGCUCUCUGAAGGGGCUUCAGCUGCAGCCAGUGAAGCUGGGAUAUGUCAGAAGCACGUCCUUCAUCUCCUGCCAGGGAUGAGCAGCGAUAGUGACAUUGAAUGUGACACAGAAAACGAAGAGCAGGAGGACACCACCUCCACCGUGGAGGGGUUUAACCAUGCCUUCUCCGUGCAGUCCUCAAGUGAAGCCUUAGAGCGGUGCUCAGUAUUUCCAGAGGGUGAUCAAGUAGGCUCUGAAGAUCUCAGCUUUGUUACUGGAGAAGACAGCACCAGAUAGAGAAGCGACUCGGUGCCUGAAGACGGGCCAGCUUGCCCUCCUGGGGAGAGGCACAUUGUUCACUGGAGCUUAGACCAAGGCUGCUGCUGUUGGUUGUGUGCGCACUCCAUGCUGUCAAGGACCAUUGUGUAGUACUGCUGCCGUCGUCUUUAACCUGUCCCUGGGGAAAAGUGACCAUUGAGCGCCUCACACUGAAGGCUGCCUUCCUGCUGACUCUGAAACAUGUCCGCAAGGUGCUGCCGCCCUCUUCGCGGUGUCUGUCCUGUCCCCUCUUGGGCGGAACGGAAGGUGUGAAUGUCCUCGCUGUAGCGCUCUGAGCCGGACCCCACCGCUGCGCCGCUUUGAGUCGGGGUAAGCGGUCGGUGCGAAAGCUGUUUCCCUCAGUCUGUAACGUGGACCAACUGAACACAUUGCCAAACUUUUUGCCACUGUGCAUUGCAUCUUGAGCUGCUAAACUACUCGUUGAAGCUAUGAUGAAAGCUGAAUAGCUGGUUACUGAAAAAGCAUGAAUAACUAAUUGAUAGUUGUCCYUGUCUCAGCUGGCUGUACUUAAGUUGGUUCUUUUUCUUUUUUUUAUGAAUGUUCCACAGUGUAAGUGCUGUACAACUCAUAGUUUAAAACUGUUUGCACUUUGUUAAUAAAAUGAAUGGUGAAAACA